This is a messenger RNA of Osmerus eperlanus (European smelt), 6291 nucleotides long. RefSeq names its product AMMECR nuclear protein 1 (gene ammecr1). Bases 986 to 1960 code for a protein of 324 amino acids. NCBI's taxonomy places the organism in Eukaryota, Metazoa, Chordata, Actinopteri, Osmeriformes, Osmeridae. The transcript is spliced from 6 exons. The record is from RefSeq and is a predicted model, not a curated record.
GCCACUGAGUCGAGUGCGGAGCGAGGGUUGGACAAGCCCGGAGGAUUCCGACGGAUGGAACAGAAUGCUCUUUAACAUGUAUCCCAAUAAACGGAUGACAACUUGCAACAUUUACUUCAAACUUUCAGCGCUAGAAUAUAUGUCGCUGGGUCAUUCGAUUUGACUAGAAUAUACAUUCUGUUAUGCAGGUGUAGUCUGAUCAGCUGCGAGUGCGCUGAAAUGACUUGGACGGUACUGACGCUGUUUGACUCUAACUGCAUUGCCUAAUGCCAUUUUACUCAGCGUUGACUUGACGUUUGGAACUACAAUAUAGAAUCUGCUGUCAAGCUAAUAGUUCGGAUGAAAGUAGUCGACAGCUGGUGUAAAGUAAAACUAACGUUACACUAUCCGAGGCGUAACGUUAAUGUACUGUUCCUGUUGAAGCAUAUGGGUGCUGCGUACUCAAGCUCUCGACUCCCACACAAAAAGGAUUGUCGUUGUGCUGCGGGGGGGUGCAGUGCAGUACGUAUCUGACAGCUUCACAUCUGGACUGCCUGGAUAGCUGUCUAGCAAAAAAAAACUGUCGCCUGGUGGGUAGUGCCGUGAAUGGGAUUCUGCACUAAACAAAGACUGCUUGAGAUGGCUUCCAUCGAUGGGUAGCUAUACAGCUUGCUAGCCAUCUUGUUCCUAAGAAAGGGCCUGUAUCUUGAUCAAGUAUUCUAGCUAGCACUAGCUUUAUAGCUACCGGUAACUUGACCGUCGAACCGUUUAAUUUGGUUCACCACAUCUGGCUCUAUAGGAAAUCACCCAUUGCUAAGACAUUUCGUUACGUGAGGUUGCGUAUAGGUGUAACUAGCUAGGGUGACAUUGCAGUCUCUCUUAACAAUUUGAUAUUACGUCGUCCGAUAAAAAAGUGAAAGUGGAGCAUUGUCCGUCAUACGUAUUAACGCAGUGGGAUUUCUACGUCUGGUCGCCGUUCCCCCCCACCCUCCCCGCGGUGACGGUGAUGGGUCGGAAGCGGUGUGUCGGUGCAGAUUGUUCCAAGAUGGCGGCCGGGUGCUGCGGGGUGAAGAAGCAGAAGCUGUCGGGAUCCCCCGGGUCGGGGGGUCCUGGCGGGGUGGGGGCUGGAAACGGGUUGGCAGGGACCGGACAUUGUGGAUCGGACUUGGGGAUUGGUUCCUCGUCGACUGUUGCGGCGGGGAACGUGAACCGAGUGAACGGCCUGGGAGGUCCUGGAGGUAGUAGUAGUAGCACCAACGCAUUGUCCCCUACACCGGGAGGCUACAACUCAACUGGCCUCUCCCCGAAUCUCAGCCCUGGAUCUGGUUCGGGAAGUGGAGGCAGGAAGAUGGUUGUCUCAGCGGAGAUGUGCUGCUUCUGUUUCGACGUGCUUUAUUGCCAUCUGUAUGGAUACCAGCCUCCCAGAACACCCAGGUUUACAAACGAUCCCUACCCCCUGUUUGUCACAUGGAAGAUCGGCCGAGACAAGCGGUUGAGGGGUUGCAUAGGUACCUUUUCUGCCAUGAACCUCCACUCAGGACUCAGGGAGUACACCCUAACCAGUGCCCUUAAAGACAGCCGCUUCCCCCCGAUGUCGAGGGACGAGCUGCCUCGCCUGCUCUGCUCAGUGUCUCUGCUCACCAACUUCGAGGACGUCGGAGAUUACCUUGACUGGGAGGUGGGUGUUCAUGGCAUUAGGAUAGAAUUUUUCAAUGAAAAAGGAUCAAAGCGCACUGCCACCUACCUUCCAGAGGUGGCUAAGGAGCAAGGAUGGGACCAUAUACAGACCAUAGAUUCCUUACUACGAAAAGGAGGCUACAAGGCCCCCAUCACAAACGACUUCAGGAAGACCAUUAAGUUGACCAGGUACCGGAGUGAGAAGGUGACAAUGAGCUAUGCUGAUUACAUCACCCAUCGCCAGCACCAUCACUACCAGAACGGCAUGACCCACCCUCUACCACCCUACAACCAUUAUUCCUGACAGCGAGCCGCAUGACCAAUCACUGGACCUCUCCGCGGGCCUGUUCCCUGGAGAGCCCGCCCCCUCCUGGUCUAGUUAUCUCUACUACUGUACCAUUUUAUGAUGAUAGUUUCCGUUGCCAUGCUGACAGUCUCCCAGAUGUUGACAUGGCAACGGGUGGCGAAUAAGCAUAAUUUGAUAAUGUUUGGAAAAACAAAAUAUAUAUAUAUAUAAAAAAAUAACCCCUUUUUUUUGCCUCCAAUUGAUUUAGUUUUUGCAGCAUAUAUAUCUAUAACACCCCUUUUUAUUCAUAUUUUUGGAAAUUCAAAAAAAAAAGAUUUUCUUAACUUUUUUUCAACAAUCCUAAUCAGGUUUUUGAUUCUGUGGAUGGAAGCAAGUCAUAAAUGUAUGGUGGAUUAAUUAUUCUGUUAUUUUGUGUUCUAUUAUAGCGUAGGCUUUGUUAGUUUCUUCUCAUAGGGAAACGGGCUAUUUUUCUUAAGUUUUCAUCAUUUCUUCAUAGCCGGAUUGGCAUUGUGUGUAUCAUGUAGCAAGCCAACAACAUAAGGCUGUAUCUUUUCCUUUACUUUUGGGAUUCCUCUCCAAAAAUGAUUGACUGUGAGGAUUGUUUUUGGCCUUGAAAACCUUUUCAGUGAAGUAGUUGAACUAGCUGCUGGGAUUCUUAUGCUCCCAGAUGUAGAUUGUAGGGUUGUGAUGACACAAUGUCUUUGUCAUCGUGUUUGCUCCAAAUCACGUGUUUGCUUUUCUGUGUGUGGUUAGGAAUAUGUAGAAAUCGGGACUGGAGUUUGAAACCGCUAGAUUAAAUUAGAAAUUGGAUCAUGCCAAAAUAUUCCCCAUGAUGUCCGGAGGCGAUGGUAAGAGGCCUCAGGUGGGUCAUGGAGUCAUAUUAGGUGGGAACUCUGAAACCUGAACUUAAGGGUUUUUGACAUAGCAUGUUGUUGUCGUUCGCGUUCUCUUUCAAACUGGGGGGUGGGGGGUGCGGGGGCGUGGUCAUGUUGUGUUGUCCUGUCUUAGUGUGAGAGUAGGGGGGAGGGGGGGAGGAAGUAUUGAGGUUAGUGAUGGACAUGCUACAAUUUAAACUAAAAGCCAUAUUCUCUAUUUAAUGCAUGCUUUGUAUAUGUGGUUUGUUGAUAGGCUUGAGGUGCUUUCCCCACACUUUUCAAGACGGUAGCCUCGGGGUGUAUUUGGACGUGGGUUUUUGGUUGUCCUUCGGAUUUUCUCUGGUGCCGUCUGAAGCUCAGAUGGCCCCCAAACCUACACCGGUGUCCUCCACCACCUGCGCUGGUCACCACUAUUCCCGCUGCCGUUCGACGAUGGCGGCAUCGUUGUUUACAUCGGCAUGACGACAUAACCUCGCCGGAUGUUGCUGUUGUUGUGCGCAUUCGAGGGCUCCCUAGCUUGGGGAAAUUCACCUCCACGCUGUUCUUUGUGCCGCGCUGCUGAUUGGUGGGCUGGUUGUGGCGUUGUCAAAGACCCGUUGCGGUGUGGCUGUAUGCUCCGGUUGAAGCGGUUGAAUACCUCGCAGUUUUGUGAACUGUCGGCAGUUCACCCCCGCCAGAAAUGAAUUGGUUGGAGAGAAUGCAGAGGAGCUGCUGUUAUCAUUUGAACAGGAUCGUUUCAGAGCCAGGCUUUCUAAGUACCUGCCAAGCCGUUCUCUUACGAUCGUCUUUGAUUUAGCAUGAGUUGCAUCCACACACUGUAGGUUAGUUUGUAGUCCAGUGUUGUUGAAGAUCACCGGCUGAUCAAAUCCAUCCCAUUUAGGUUGACGUUUUGUGCUCGUACUCGACAGAGAUAUUUCCGGAACAGCCUUUAUUAAUGGGCCGGUUAUUUUUCUUUUCAUAUGCAAACGUUAAGGGCUUCUGGCACUCCAUCCACAGUAACCCGAAAUGACCCAGAUCUCAGUUGUGUUGCCUUAAUAAAUGAUUUCAUAAAUGACGGACCAGUAAAUUGAGCUUUCGACUGUUCCUCAGUGUUGUCUUACCCAACCAGAACACACAGAUCAGUGAACAGCCCUGAACACAAUACGACACACAGUUAAUACAGUUACCUUCUGAACCUUGAAAACCUCUUGAAACAGUCUUGAGGUAGACAGGAAGGUAUAUGUUCAUACCCUCUUGUCCUAACUUGUGAAGUGUAUGAACCAACCUGUCUGUCACUUCUCAAGUUCUCACAUAUGUUUGAUUUUGGAGGUGUUCUGUUCUGGUAAUAUUUGCUCAGCUCUCUGGGUGUCGACUGGUGUUCAGACCUUGCAGCUCAGUUAAUGGAAAGGAUUUAAAUCAUGUAUAAUAAUACAUGUUUAUACCGUUAAAGACUGUCCCUGGGCAAACUUUACCCUUUCACAGCCUUGAAGUGGACCAACAUGUAACGAAAACCCCUGCUCACUUAUGUUUGUCAAACAAGCCUCCCACCCCCUCCUCAAAGACAAAGGAAUAGUUUUCUCUCCAAGUUGGAACAGUCAAGCACUUAUUUACUGGUCUAUCAAAUACAGCACAACCUGCUUUUCCUGCUGCAAAACCAAAUUGUCAACACUUUAUUUUCCGUUACAUGUAUAGCUACACAUAUGCAAUGUGUUUUGUUGCAUGUGUGUACGUGUACCUGUAGACCUGUGGUUCAUGACAUGCUUGAUCUUCGGCUCACAAACUAUUCUUAAUCUUUUAAAAGAGAUAAAAAUACAUAAAUGGUGCUAUCAGACCUCUAGUUGGGGCGGUCACAGGUACUGUGACUAGUCAUGCGGACCCAUCUAUCAUAUCGACUUAUUAUCCUUGAUAUAUGCAGAUCUGUGUAACAGGUGUUUUUCUUUUUUUCUACCACUGGGUUGUAACUUGUGCAAGUGUGAAAGGACAGGAAGUCAAUGAUUUAACAUCCCUCCUCCCCUUAUCUGGUCCUCAACCUGCCUCGUGGCCUGGGGGCCUCGUGGCCUGGGGGCUAGAGGUGCAGUACGUCAUCUGGUAGGUAGCAGCGUCAUGGAGGGCGUUCUCUCCCAAGCUGGUGUGGCCCUGUGGAAGCUCACAGACAUUCAUGUUUCCCUUACACUCAUCCUGUACAAGUCCAUUUGAUCUGACCUGUAAUUUAACCAUCUGUAACAGAGUUAUUGUUUUACCAGUUGUGAGAAUAUUAUAACACGGAAACAAAAUGUGCCCUUUCAGUCAAAAGAACAUUUAUGCCCCAGUGACCAUUACCAUCAUGAAUCUUGAAACAGGGAGGGUUUUAGUGUAACGGCAUUCUAUAAUGACAGUUGUAAUUUGGUUCCAUACCAGUUUAGGGUUAUUAGGCCCAGCAUUCACUGUGCCCAUGCAUGUAUUUUCGUGGAAUGCCCACCCUCAAUUACCUUUGUAUGUUUGAACGAACCAAAGAUGCCUCCGGCCAUUUCUAAAUGCUGCUGUUCAGGCCUGGCUUCCUGUCCUUUCAAAAACAACCUACCACAUGUCCCCCUCCCUGUAUGUUUCUUUCUCUUUUUAUGUUUUUUUCUUUUUUUUGUACGAUUUCUAACCUGUAUUUUAAUUUCUUAAGUGACCUGUUGUAUCAUGAGUUUUCAUUGAUUCUCUCUGUGAUGCCUUACUAGGCAUCAAGGACAAUACAAUUACAUGGUUGCAUAUCUAGUUUGUUUUAUGUCAUUUGUUUUCUUUAUUGUUGUUAUUAUUAUGAUUAUUAUUAUUGUAAUGUUACAAAAAAAGGAAAUCCCAUAGCGUGCCUCCUAGAUUUAUGGGUUUUUAAAUGUGUUUUUCCUGAAGACCAGCAGUUAUACUUUAUAUAAAAGAUGAGUUUUUCCCUUGUUUUUUAUGCCAUCUAAAGAUGAAAAGCCUGUUUUCUUUACUCUGGACCCAGUAGCUGCACUGGUAUACAAUCGCACUGAUAGAUAAAAAAAUAAAUACAAUUAAAACUGAAUCAAGUAAUCAAUAAUAAUAAUGAUAAUAUUGACAAGUGAAAUAAGUACUAUGAAAAACUUGUUUGGAACUUUUGUAGAAAAUGUACUUAAUGGAAAGAAGAAAAAAGUACACAAAAAAAUGGAAAGAAAUGACUGUUUUUGUAAAAUGAAAAUCAAUUCUUUUCAAGAAAUAUUUUGGAUCUAGUUUCUAAAUUAUUUGAGUGGUUUUCUAUGUUGGGAGGCGUUCCACUGCGAUGCUGUGCAGAGGGAUGGUCUCUGGUCAGGUAUCAUGUACCUGGCGUAUUCCCUCACAGCAAGUCUUUAUUUCUUUUAAUUUCUCUCCCUCUGCUUUAGUAACUUGAAAAAAAACUUUGAUGGAAUAAUACGAACUGGGAAAUAAAAAUGAAAAAAAUCCCUGUAGUUAGAUCCUUCCUUCCCAUUGAAUUGCUGUUUAGUGUGAUGAGACUUG